CGGGAGGAGGCGCUCGCUGGGGGGUCCGGACCCGGCUGACCCCUGGGCUCCUCGCUCUGCGGGAGUAACCGUCGCAAAGUGAGGCUCGGCGUGGGCACCUGCCGUGGGCGCCACCUCCACCCCACCUGCAGAGGUUUGGAAGUUGCAGUCUCGAAAUGAUUUCCCCGUGCUCGCCCAGCCCCAGGCGCACCCCUUCCUCCCUGGAGCGCACCCCGCCUCCCUCUGGGACUUCUGCCUCCGAGGCGCUGCCGGCCCUGGACGGCCAGGUCACCCUGCGGGACCUCCGCGAGCGGGCUCCCAGGCUCCCCUUGGAGGUGACCGCACAGCUGGAGAACAUCUCCUACUUGUUCCACAAGGUUCGACAGGACAUCCGGGGACACCAGGAGCAGCUGGAACACUUCUCCCAGCUGCUGGAGGCCUGCAGCCAGGCCCUGGACACCCCGACGCAGGAGGGGGCCCCGGACUCCCCUGACGCCGCCCAGGACCAGCGGGUGCCCUGCAGCCCCAAGACCAAGACCGCCCAGGGACCCAAGGUCGAGACCGCCCGGGAGUCGAACGCUGAAGCCCCGGUGGGCACGAAGCCGCCGUCCCCCCGGCCGCAGCUGCCCUGGGGCCCGGGCACGGACACCCCGCCGGAGCCCCAGUUCUGGCAAGAUGUCCUCACGCGGCUGCUGUGGCAGGGGUUUGCCAGCCCCCACGACACGGCGAGCGAGCUGGGGGGCCAGGUUGCAGGCACAGAGCUGGCGCCGGGCCUGGAGAGCAAGGAGCCGGGAUCCUGCGACGUGGGCACGAACACGGGUGCCGGAGCCUCCACUCAGACUCCCCAGCCUGCCAAGGCCGCCAGCGCCCCGGAGGGGUCCCGAGAUGACCGCGUGAGUGUGAGCCUGGCCCAGGAGCCUGUGGGGAGAGCCCGGCCGGUUCUGAAGCUGCUCUCCUGGGACCCCGAGGAUUUGGAAGACGCCGCGGCCCACGGGCGGCUGGCCGUGCCACACAAGCUGGACAAGGCCCGCACGCUGCGGCACGGGGAGCUGGUGCUGGCAGCGGCCGUGAGCAGCUUCACGCGGCACGCGUUCACCUGCGGCAGGGGCGGCGUCAAGGUGUGGAGCCUCACAGGCCAGGUGGCCGAGGCCCGGCUCCCCGAGAGCCACCUGUUCCCGGGGGCAAAGACCCCCGGCGCCUACCUGCGCGCCUGCCUGCUCACCGCCGACAGCCGGACCCUGCUCGUGGGCGGCCACAACCUGACGAGCGUGAGCGUGUGGGACCUGGCGGCGCCGGCCCUGUGCGCCUCGGACCAGCUGCCGUGCGUGGGCGGCACCUGCCAGGCCCUGGCUGCCAACCCGGCGGAGAACUUGGCUUUCGCCAGCUUCAGCCACGGCGUGGUCAGGACGUGGGACCUGCGCAGUCGGAGCGUGGUCAGGGACCUCCCCGGCCCCCGCAACUGCGCCAAGAGCAUCGCGAUCAGAGAGCAGCAGGUGUGGGUGGGCGGCCUGGACGCGUGCCUGCGCUGCUGGGACCUGCGCGCCGCGGGGCCGCCCCUGCAGUACCAGCUGGAGUCCCAGAUCAUGAGCCUGGCCCACUGCCCCCAGGAAGACUGGCUGCUGCUGGGCCUGGCUAACGGGCAGCAGUGGCUGCGGCGGCCCGACGGCAGCCAGGUGCACAUGGCCGGGCGCAAGGACAGCGCCAUCCUGGCUCUGAGGUUCUCGGCCUUCGGCCGCUGGUGGGUGAGCGUGGGCACGGACGACCUGGUCAGCAUCCACACGAUGCCCCUGGGCGCCAAGGUGUUCCAGGUGCCCGAGGCCACCGCCAUCUUGUGCUGUGACGUGUCCAGCGACAGCCGCCUGGUCGUCACGGGCGCCGGGGACUGCGCCUCCGUGUACCAGGUGGCCUACUGAGGCCCCGCGUC
Lepus europaeus (European hare) is the source of this 1903-nucleotide messenger RNA. RefSeq names its product TLE family member 6, subcortical maternal complex member (gene TLE6). Gene Ontology annotation, biological process: negative regulation of canonical Wnt signaling pathway; regulation of DNA-templated transcription. The coding region runs from base 156 to 1892 and encodes 578 amino acids. Lineage: Eukaryota; Metazoa; Chordata; Mammalia; Lagomorpha; Leporidae. The record is from RefSeq and is a predicted model, not a curated record. The transcript is spliced from 18 exons. Gene Ontology annotation, molecular function: transcription corepressor activity; protein binding. Gene Ontology annotation, cellular component: transcription regulator complex; nucleus.